AAACAUUCAAACAAAUACAUACCACUUCAAACUUGCCGUCAACGCUCACCCAAAGUUGGUUCAAAAACCAACAACCCAUAACCCAAUUAAACAGUAUAUAUACACACACUUCUCUAACCUUACCUCUUGCUUCUCCUUAUCCGUCUCCUUUUUGCAUGGGUUUUCUUCUUAACUCUGAAGGUCUAAUGAUCCCUAAAUCUCUUCUCCUUCUUCUCAUCAUCAUAGACCUCAUCUACUUCUCCAUCACCAUCCUUCUCUUCUACUUAGGGUUAUAUCCUUCAUAUGACAGGCCACAACCUCCUUCAUGGGAAGACAUCCAACUUGUCUUUGAUAUAACACCUCCAAAGUCCAACCAAGCUUCACCACCUUUCAUGAUCAAGAGCCAACUUCCUGUUCUAAACUUUGCAACCAUUAAACAAAGAAGGUGGUCAUCAAUGGAGGAUGGCGAUCAUGAUGAUAAGGAGAAGACCAUGUGUAUUGUUUGUUUAGGGAGCUUGGAAGGUGAAGAUGAAGUUAGAGAGCUUGGAAAUUGCAUCCAUGUGUUCCACAAGGAGUGCUUAGACAAGUGGGUGGAUAUUGGUCACCAUACUUGUCCUAUGUGUAGGUCUCUCCUCUUGCCUUCAAAGUCCUCCAAGGGAGAUAGAUGGAGGUUUUUUAGUACUAUGGUUAAGCUUUGGUAGAAGAGUAAGAGUUUUAGCUACUUAAUUAAGUACUAAUUAUAUGAUUCAAUUUGUUCAUAAAUAAUGAAGUGAAAUUCAAUUUAAUUAUAACCAUUUAUAUGUAAGAAAGGUGGAUUAUGUUAUGUAGGAUUACUACUGUUCUUAUUAUUUAUCAAUGAUGUAUUUGUAAUGAAACCACUACUUGCUUUGUUUUUUUCCCCUAUGUUAUUUAUGAAAAAUUUUGGGAGAAUGUAUU
Dioscorea cayenensis subsp. rotundata (Guinea yam) is the source of this 915-nucleotide messenger RNA. Its product is annotated as E3 ubiquitin-protein ligase RHA1B-like. The transcript has a single exon. The record is from RefSeq and is a predicted model, not a curated record. Gene Ontology annotation, molecular function: ubiquitin protein ligase activity; zinc ion binding. Lineage: Eukaryota; Viridiplantae; Streptophyta; Magnoliopsida; Dioscoreales; Dioscoreaceae. Gene Ontology annotation, biological process: protein ubiquitination. Bases 156 to 680 code for a protein of 174 amino acids.